AGGCUUAAUUUCCAGUGACUUAAAUUUACUGCACUGGAAAUCUCUAGAUAUCAUACGAAAGUUCCAUCGAUGUGCCACCAUUUACAAGUCGAAAAAAAACGAUAUAAGUUACACUUUCAGCAAUAAAACAGGAAACGAUUUGCAUAACAUCCAGACAAGGAACAAAGAGCAAUAGCAUCUAUCUAAAGUAAGGACAAAUUGGGGGAAGCAAGUGUCAUGCUAUCUGUUUGUUGAUGACUGGAAUAAACUGGACAGAAACAUUAAGUUGGCAGGAACUUUUAAUAUUUUUAAACAAAGGUUUUGGAUAAUGUGAACUGAUUUUAUCCACUAUGAUGAACUUUUUUUAAUUUUGUAAUGUUUUGCUAAAUCGAUAUAAUUAGUUAAAUAGAGGACCCUCAUGAAAAGCACCCUCGAGUGACUGAGGCCAUCUUCUGUAAAUAUUUGUAUUAUUAUUAUUAUUAUUAUUAUUAUUAUUAUUAUUAUUAUUAUUAUUAUUAGUAGCAUGCCUCAGAAUAUUUUCAAUUUCACCAUAAGGUACCUGAACAAUACCCUUGCUACACAGAAAAACUUGAAAAAGUGGAACUUGAGCCAGACUUCUGAUUGUUCUUUCUGUUUUCUGCCAGAAACCCUCCUUCACGUUGUUGCUGGCUGCAAAACAUACUUGGAACAAGGCCGAUACACCUGGCGUCAUAACUCUAUCUUAAACUUUCUAGCUACGUCUCUUAAAGCUGUUAAUGAAUCUACCAUCUACGCUGAUAUACCUGGCUAUCUUUCACCAUCAAUCAUAACUGGAGAAAACCUUCGCCCAGAUCUUCUCUUGAAGACUAACAACAAUUACCUAUACAUCUUGGAGCUUACUGUUGGUUUUGAAUCCAAUCUUGACACAAAUGCAACAAGAAAACACAGCAAGUAUGCUCCUCUCCUAUCUGACUUACAGCGAAAGUUCAAAUGUGUCUCUUUUGUGAAUCUUUCUAUGAGCUCUCUUGGCAUCUUUGGCAAUUCCUGCAUCUCUUUCUUCAAAAUGUGUGACUCUCUCUCCAUCGAUCAACAACAAAAAUGGUAUCUCAUCUCUAAACUUUCCAAAAUUGCCAUUCGUACUACGUACUACAUAUUUUGUUGCAAAAAUAAACCAUGGACAAAUACGGAAUUACAUCCGUUUUAAUUUUGGUUGUUUUAUUUUUCUCAGUUUUUUUUCUUUUACCUUACGAUUGUUAUAGUUUUUUCUUGUAAACCAGGCUAGCCAAUUGCAAAUUACCUUGUAAUAGUGAGAUUUGUAAUUGUAGUUUAAGUUGAAUUGAAAAUGAAAUGUUUCCAUUAUUAUUAUUAUUAUUUCUAUUAUCAUUAUUAUUAUGACAAAUAAGCCACGGACAAAUCCGGAAUUACAUCAUUUUUAACUUUGGUUGCUUUAUUUUUUUCUCUCAGUUUUUCUUUUUAUCUUACGAUUGUUAAAGUAUUUUUUCUUAUAAAAACAGGCAAGCCAGUUACAAAUUACCUUGUAAUAGUGAGAUUUGUAAUUGUAGUUUAAGUUGAAUUGAAAAUGAAAUGUUUCCAUUAUUAUUAUUAUCUACCUCAUCUACCUCUCUCUCUGACAUGCUACACCAACUUAAUUUUGACUCAAAUCAAACUAAAUCCAUCUUGAUGAAACUCAUGAACAUUUCUAUCCGCUGCACCUACUAUAUCUUCUGUCGUCGAAAUAAACCAUGGCUAAGCCCCGAACUAAUCGACUUUUAAAUAUUGUAAUGCAGAUAAGCCAAUUAUAUGAUGCCUGUAAAAGCGACUCGUAUAAUUGUAAAUUUAAAAUGUAUUCAAUGAAAAUGAGAUGUUUAAAAAAAAAAUUAUGUCAUCACAGACCAUAAAGCCUUAAAAUAUAUCUUCAAUAAUGCCAGAUUGAAGCCUCCAGCACGCAUAGAGCGAUGGGUUCUAAGACUUCAACCCUAUAACUUUCGGGAAUUCAACCUAUUAAAAGUGACUUUCAAGGCAAUUCACAACACUAACUGGCCUACAAUUAUUAAACUCGAGCUGCAAACUUGUAACAGACUACUGCGAAGUGUCUCUUAUAAGGUCUCAAACAAAACUCAUAUAAGGCCAUCACUAAUAGCAGAUACUUUUGAAGAUGCCGCUGCAAAGUGCUUUAAUGACUUACCUGGAUCAAUAAAAUCUCAGUCUAGCUUUACAACAUUUUGUUCCAACUUAGAGAAGCAUUUAUUGGAAAAAGCGAGCAACAAAUUGGACUAAAAAACAUUAUUUCUUCUUUUUUUUAUAAUUAUGUAACUGUUGUUAACUUUUGAACCUGUAAUUUGACUUUGCUUUUAAUUUUAGAGUUGAAGAGCCACGCUUGUAGUGGAUAUGCUCGAUUGUACCAUUAUUAUUAUUAUUAUUAUUAUUAUUAUUAUUAUUAUUAUUAUAUCGUAAAGCGGUCGCGUGCAGACGCUGCUGUACACGGCUCCGGUUUAACUUCGUUUAUCAAGCCUGGAUUUAUUUGUUUCUAUAAAUUGUUUCAGUCAAUCGAUUAAUAACGGUUAAAGGACUUUGGAAAGACAUGGUUCGAUCUUAUAUUAUCUCAAUUCUCAUUCUAUUUACCAUUUGUUCGUUUUGUGGAAGGGACUUUGUUACGUUAGGCCGACAUCAAUGGCGCUGUAAACGACAGAUUCACAGCAAAGAUACUUGACCCAACGGAGCAAUUAACAUUCCAUUGAUUGACACCAGAUCAAAUUCUGUUGUUUUGAACAGUCAACAAUGUGUUAAGUGCUGCUGUGGCAAGUCCUGCAAAGGGAUCAAAGGCCUCCGCAUUCAUCAGAGAAAUUGUAAGGUUUUGAAAGGGCUUGGCGAAGAGCAACUGCAUGAAAUUGUGACUGAUGAUGAUCUUGAUACCAAUGACAACCCUGAUGUGCCUCUUGAGGAAUAUUUUGAAAUAAAGCCAGGAAUUCGCCUACCUAGUUCUGACAAUGAAUGGUUACUCGCCAACUCGUAUUUUCAAUCUGUACUUAUAGAUGUGUCCAUAAAUGAGUCAUCAGUUGAUAACGUUACCAGGUUGAUGAUAGAUUCGAUUUAUGACUAUUUUAGGGACACAGGUGGUGUGAUUGAAAACUGCAACAAAGACCUGUCUACAAAAUACAAGGACCACUCAAUUAAAAGCUUGAAAAAACAAUUAAAGGCUCUUAAAUAUUCUAAAGCCCCCAUUCUUGAAAAUAAAUACGUAUCUGGACUUAUUCGAAAGAAGCUCAAGACAAACAUUCUACAAACAAAUACUUCUGACACAAUUGAUCAUGAUAAAUACAUUGCUAAAAAUUUCUGGAGUUACGUCAAACGCUUUUUUCAAAGUAAGUCAUCACUUCUGCCAUCAUUUUCUGCUACACGUUGCACCGAGUACUUUAGUGAUACUUUGUCUGCCCUUUAUCCAAAUAAUCGAUUCACUAUUUCUUCUUGGAUUCCUUCUUUCGAUGAACCAUCCUAUCCAUUUGACACACAACCUCCAUCAUAUCAUGAUAACUUCUAUUAUACGUCGCAUGAAAUCCUCCACUUCUCCCUGUCCCCUUGAUAAGAUAUCCAUCAUUUGUUUCAAACGUUGCCCUUACCUACGAUCUUUCCUCACCAAAAUUAUUCAUAGCAUUGGGUAUCUGGCAGCGUUCCAUCCGAAUGGAAAAAAGCAUCAACGAUAUUGAUCCACAAAAAGGACAAUACAGAUGAUCCUUCUAACUUCAGACCAAUAACCUUUGAAAAUCUUUGAGAAUCUGUUCCCUUGAAAAUCUUCACCUCCUGCAUACAUUACUCUGUUUUCAGCUUUCUGAAACAAAAUGGUUUCAUUGAAAGCCAAAUUCAAAAAGGCUUCACUCCCAAGAUAUCAGGUACUUUAGAACACGCGGCACUUACGGGUCAUAUGAUAAAUAAAGCUCGCACAAAACAGCGCUCUUUGGUUGUUACCCUGCUUGAUCUCAAAAAUGCUUUCGGCGAGGUCCACCAUAAUUUGAUUCCCACUAUUCUUUCGUACCAUCAUAUACCAUCUCAGCUCUGGUCUGGUCUGGUCUGGUUUCAGCUCUGGUCUCCAGCUUAUAUUCGGGCUUCAAGACCUCUAUCCUCACAGAUACAUUCCAAACCCCUGCAAUUCCCAUUUGUCGUGGUGUUCUUCAAGGUGACUGCCUCAGCCCUCUUAUCUUUAAUCUAUGCUUCAAUACAUAUAUUCAAUACAUAAAAGCAGAAAAAUAUAAACAGCUUGGCUUCUCUCCCCACGACGAAAACGAUCGCAUGUUCCAGCCAGUGCAUUAGUUACAAUUUGCUGAUGAUGCUGCGGUUGCUACUAGUGGUGAAAAGGAGAAACAGCUCCUGUUAAACUGCUUUACAAGAUGGUGUCAGUGAGCAAACUUUGUAAUAAGGGUUGAUAAAUGUGUCACCUUUGGCAUUAAGAAAUACUCAACAAGAUCUCUACAGUUCCAGCCAAAGCUUUUCGUGAACAACCAAAGCGUGCCUGUUGUUAAAAAUGGAGAAUCUUUCAAAUACCUUGGCCGCUUCUUUGACUUCGAAAUGACCAAUGGCAGUCAUAAAGAGAAACUGCUAUCAAUGUUUCCCAGCCUUCUGAAAGAAAUUGAUGACUUGCCUCUGCAUCCCAAAAAUAAACUUCUAUUGUACCACAGAUAUGUAUUGUCCAAAGUUUCUGGGCACUUCACUGUUGCAGACCUAUUGAAGACCUGGGUCAUUGAGAACCUCGAUAAUCUUGUCUCUAAAUACAUUCGCCAGUGGCUUGAUCUUCCCAUAAGUGCUACUUCAAAUAGUAUAGUUCUUUCUAAAAAUCAAUUUGGUCUCGAUCUCAGCUACCUUCUGUCAAAUUCACUCAAUGCCAAACUGUUUCACGCAAUGCCCUCCGAACUUCUCCUAAUACAAACAUUCAAGCUUUAUGGAAAAACACCAGUAGUGGGAUGAAUCUGCAAUACAACAUUUACCGUAACACCAAAGAUAUACUGAAAGCAGUAAAAUCAGACAGUAGAGAGCGCUUGGCACACCAAUUACUAUCCCAGGGUGCUAUUAUUUCAUUUCUGUUGGACCACUCUCUUAAAAGCUCAAUGGUCUUUGGUCUGUUGUGCAGAGCAACCUACCCACGAACAUCUUCAACUUCACCAUCAAGUACCUGAACAAUACUCUCCCUACGCGCAAAAAUCUAAGCCUUUGGAACCUAAGCCAAUCAUCUGAUUGAGAAUUCUGCCUUCUUCCCGAAAUUUUACUCCAUGUCGUUGCAGGCUGCAAAGUUUAUCUCGAACAAGGUCAAUAUACCUGGCGUCAUAAUUCUGCUCUAAAUUUUCUUGCAACCUCCUUGAAAGCGACGAUGGCUUCUCCUUACCAUCCAUCAUAACUGGAGACAAUCUGCGCCCAGAUCUACUUCUGCGUACAAAGGAAAACAUUCUUUAUGUUUUGGAACUAAUGAUAGGAUUUGAAACCAACCUUAACUGCAAUUCAGAAAGAAAGCGUUUAAAAUAUGCUCCCCUUGUCUCAGAUCUAAGACCAAGGUUCAAAUCUGUCAAAUUUGUAAAUCUCUCCAUCAGCUCUCUUGGCAUCUUCGGCGACUCAUGCAGCUCAUUCCUUGAAAUGUGUGACUCUCUUUCCAUCUAGACAUCAAAGCAAAAGGAGAAAAAUGCAAGUUUCUUCAAAAAGAAAUCAAAUUUUAUGGUCUCAUUUUUACAGAAAAAGGUACCAGACCUGACCAAGAGAGAGUCAAACAUCUGUUAAACACUGCACCGCCACAGAAUGCAUCGGAAGUGCGCAGUUUUCUUGGAAUGGCAAACACUUGUAGCCAUUACAUUCCAAAUUAUGCCACGUUGACACAACCGCUUCGAGAGUUGACAAAGAAAAAUAAUACUUUCAAAUGGACCAUAGUAGAACAAAGAGCAUUUAACCAGUUGAAAAAGAAACUUACACAAGCACCUACUUUGACACAGAGAAACACAGUGUGUUUAUCGUAGAUGGAUCACAGCACGCUGUUGGUGCUAUUUUAGCUCAAAGAGAGAAGGAUGGGACACAGUAUAAAAUUGUCUUGUAUGCAAGUAGAGCCCUCACUCCAGUAGAGAGCAGAUAUUCACAGACCGAUAUAGAAGGCCUUGCUUUAGUCUGGGGGAUAGAACAUUUUCGCCUAUUUCUCCUAGGCAAAGAAUUUGAUGUAAUCACAGACCAUAAGGCCUUAGAGUCAAUCUUCAAUAAUGCUAGAUCCAAGCCACCAGCACGAAUAGAGCGAUGGGUUCUAAGACUUCAUAGGGCCCUAUAACUUUCGUGUAAUAUACAAAAAAGGAUCGCAAAAUGAAGCUGACUAUUUGAGUAGACAUCCAAUCAACAAGAGUCAGUCCGAAAGUAAAGAAGAACAAAUGGCCGAGGAAUAUGUGAAGUAUAUUAUCGAAAACACAGUUCCAAAGACAAUGACACUGGAAGAAGGAAAGGAAGCCACACGCAAAUUUUACAGAAAGUUCGGAAAGCUAUUGAAUCAGGAACAUGGGAUGCAAAGGAUCCAGAGCUUCAGCCAUACAAGAGAUGUGCAGAAGAACUAACAGUAAAUACCAAAGUAGUUAUCAUGAAAGGAUGUAAAAUGGUGAUUCCUAAAAGCCUUCAAAGCUAGGCCAUGCAGGACACCAGGGAAUAGAAAAAACAAAAAGUCUACUCAGAGAACAAAUCUGGUUUCCAAAACUGGAUGACAAAGUUCGCGAGAUUGUCGCAAAUUGUGUCGCAUGACAAGCAGUUGGAAAUGCUAAUUCACCCGAGCCAAUGCAAAUAACUCCAACAGUAGACAUUCCAUGGCACACCAUAGCUAUUGACCUUCAUGGCCCAAUAACAAAUACAGAGCAAUAUCCAUUGGUAGUAACAGACCUUUAUUCAAAAUUCCAAGAAAUCGAAAUUUUGAAUUCCACAACCGCACCAGCAGUAAUACCCAAGCUGGACCGUAUAUUUGCGACACAUGGCAUUCCAGUAAAACUAAAGACAGAUAAUGGACCUCCAUUUAAUGGAAAUGAAUUCAAGAGAUACACCAAAGCUUUAGGUAUGGAGUGGAAACCAAGUACACCACUCUGGCUUCAAGGAAAUUCGAAUGUUGAAAGCUUAACGAAAGCAAUCGGUAAAGUGUUACAGACAGCAAAAUUAGAAGGAAAGAACUGGAAACAAGAACUCCAAAGAUUCCUACUAACAUACCAAACAACUCUGCAUGAUACAACAAAAGUACCUCCAUGUGAACUGUUGUUCAAUAGAUCAAUUCGAGGACAACUACAUGAAUUGCCAAGAAAGAGGGUACUUAAUAAGCAUAAAAAAGCAAAGGAAAACAUCGAGAAAAAGAAAGCUCAAAACAAAGAAUAUUAUGGCAAGAAACAUAAUACGAAAGAGUCAGAGAUAAAAGUGGGAGAUACAGUUAUUUGUCUACAAAAGAGGACAAAUAAGCUAGUACCAAAGUUCAGCCCAGAAAGAUUCAUUGUACAAGAACGAAAAGGAACAAAGAUACUCGUGAAAAACCGACGACAUAUCAUAACAAGAAAUGUCUCACAUUUCAAGAGAGUUCCAGCAACGGACAGCUACAACAAUGAGGAGGAAGAUAUUAGUGACAGUGACAGCAAGAAGGAAAAGAAGGAGCAAGAAAAGAUUGAAGUCGAUGACAGACCAAGGAGAUCGAAAAGAUCAAAGAUUCCAGUUUGGAGAUUUGGAUUUAUGCAAAUGUGAACAGCUCAGAACAUUGAGAACUAUAAACAUGGAUGUGUCGAAAAAAAAGGGGAGCAAUGUAGUAGUUUUUAUUAUUAUUAUUAUUACCAUUAAUGUAUGACGUCAUAUGCCUGCGCAUAUGAUCUUAUUGUAAUCUCGUAUAUGAAGCGAUCUCCCGAACCGAUGUGUUUUAUCUCUUUCUUACAAAGUCUACACACAUUCUUAACAAUCUCAACCAAAACAAGGCUUUAUUUCUUUCUCUGAGCUCUUGAUUUUUUUCUAUUUCAUCAUCUUCAUUUAAAUAUAUCAAUACUCAAUGAUUAAAAGUUACAACCAUUGUAUGACACAAUUAUAAUAGAUAAAAGCAACAACUUUCAAGUACACUGAAGAAAGUUCUGUAGUUCACGUUGGAUUCAUAUUGAACAUGAGAGUUCUAGGCCUCGAGAGAAAGGGCCUAAGAAAUAUUUAAUCGAGAACCAUUAGUCAAGGGGACCCAAAAUUGUAUGGUUAGAAAACUUUAACAUUUGAUCAUAGUCAAAAGAAAAGUAUAGUCUGGAAACUAACAAUAGGGCAUUGUUAUAUGUUUUUAUGCAUGUAAUUUUGGUGCCCAGUCCCUACGAUGGUGCAUAGUUGCCAGAAUGAAAAACUAUUCACACAUUUCGGGCGCUUCGGCUCGCAAAAUGCCAGGCGCAAACUGUAAAAUAUAUGGAUGUAGCGUAUCUAGAAAGGCAAAGUAUCAAGAUAUCAGUAUAUUUAGAGUUCCUAAACUUGAUGACGUAUCUCACAACAAAUGGAGAGAGAAUUUUGUGGCGGUUGUUACAAGAGACAGAGUAGUUGACGCAAGCCUAAAAUGUCAGAUUCAAAACAAAACCAUCGGAGUUUGCGAGCUUCACUUCAAGCCUGAGGAGAUAAUUCACCAUGCCUCAAAGAAAACCCUGGUUCCUGGACUAUUCCAACUCAAAACCUGCCAAGAAAAAGUAUACAAAGAAACAAAAAGGUAUACUCAUUUGCAAGCAUUCGUUUUAAUAUUAAAAAAUUGAUCCAUUUAGGAAAUUAACAAUUUUUUUGUAUGGAAUGUUUUUGGUUUGUUUAUUAUAUAUAAAGAAAUUUCGGUAUCAACAGUUGAUGAAAUUUACCUCUAAAAAAUUGCCCAGUAUGAUUGCACAUCCUAUCAACCAUCCCAUGGGUAACCCCCCCCCCCCCCGAAACAUAUCUAGACUGGCCUCUUUAAAAUUGUCUUUAAGUUCACUUUAACCCAAACCUAAUGAGCAUUUGACAGUUAAAAUUACAGAAAACUGAUAUUUUGUCUUUACAAUACGGCAAAGACAGUAAGGAUGGAAGACCUUCUUCGAAAACUGCAUCUGUUAAAAGAGAGACAAGCAAUGAGGCUUCCGCUCAUCAAAGUACAUCUGUGCCAUCAAGAUGCUAUAAGUCAUUUAAGGAAAUGUGUGCUCGAAGCCAGAAUUUGAAGCUACGUUAUUGCUGGACGAGUGAAGCAAGAGAAAAUGACUGUUUAUUUAUUAAAAGAGGAGAUGAUUCAUUCGAGUUGAAUAAGUUUGAAGUGUACAUUGACACUUCCCUCAACUUUACAGUGAGGGUUUAUGCUUGGGAGAUUCCAGAAAAUCACAAACUUUACCAAAAAUUCGCAAGAUCAGUGGAAAAUGUAACAAUUUCUAAUCUUGUGUGUUGUUUGGAGAAUAACAGUCUUUGUUCUGGUAUUGAUUGCAAGAUUUUCCAAUUGUCCGCUGCCUUUGUAAAGCAUAAUGGGCCUCAUAAGCAUUAUUAUUCUGUUAAAGGAAGCAAACCAUUGGAUCAAACUGAGUAUUCAAGGUCACCCUCAUGUUUGGUAAUUUUGUUACCAGAGUUGGGACAAAAAUCACCAUGCAUCUUCUGUUCAAAGCUUUCCAAGGUAAAAGAAAGAUCCUCAAAACAAAAAUCAAGGCGACUUGAAACUGUAGCAAGUUUGAAAGCUCCUGUAUCAAUGAGAUCUUCAUCCAGAAUAAAACUAACACUGCAGCAGGUGUGCCAAGAACAAAGUGCUAAUGAAUGAGAUGUCAGAAAUGAAGAGAGAGAUUUCAAUAAAUGCUAUCCCUGUUGCAAAAGAAUUAGAUAUAGAUUUAGUCACCAUCAUGUCAGGUGUAGAAGAAUCAUCAAUGCCACCCUUCAUGAAGCUCUUUUGGAGUGAGCAACAGAAUUAUUUAAAAACAUCCAGCAAAGGUCUCAGAUAACAUCCCCUGAUAAUAAGGUAUUGUUUACGCCUUGCUUCAAAGUCUCCAGCAAUGUAUGAUGACAUGCGUUAUGACCAGAGCAAAGGAACUGGAGUUCUUAUUCUUCCAAGCAGACGUCGUUUAAGAGAUUACAAGAAUUACAUCCGUCCCAGAGAGGUUUUAAUGCAGAAAUAGUGCAAGAGCUAAUUGAAAAAACAAAAGAUUUCUCCCAAGCUGAAAGGUAUUAAGAAGACUUAGUGUGGGACAAGAACACUGGUGACUUAAUUGGCUUUGUUGACCUCGGUGACACAGAACUUAAUUAUGGAACAUUUAAGGGGAAAGUUAACACAGUGGCUAGUCAUGUUCUGGUAUUUUUACUGAGGAGCAUGAUAAAUCCAAUCAAGUUUAGCUUUGCUAAUUUUGCUACAACUUUGGCAUCAUCAUUUCAAUUGUUUCCCUUAUUCUGGAAGGCUGUUAGCAUUUUGGAGUUGCAGUGUAACUUGAAAGUCAUAUCAGUUACAUGUGAUGGUGCUUCUGCUAAUAGAGGCUUUUUCAAAAUGCACAAGCAUCUGAAUAACAAUGAUGACGCAGUCACUUUUAAAGUUGAGAAUAUGUUUACUGAAGAAAAGCCCUACAUUUAUUUUGUGGCUGACCCACCACACCUAAUGAAGACUGCUAGGAACUGCCUAUCAAAUUCUGGUUCAGGGCGUUGUAGCAGACUUAUGUGGAAUGAUCAGUACAUUCUUUGGAGUCAUAUUUGUGACCUGUACAAUGAAGACCAGGAAUGUGGUCUUCUUCUGUUACCAAAGCCAACAGAAGAUCAUCUUAAUCUAUCUUCGUACUCUGUAAUGAAUGUGAAAUUAGCUGUUCAGGUCCUUAGUUGUACAGUGGCUAAGGUACUUGAAAGUUUUGGUCCAACAGAGAGCGCUGGAACGGCAAAUUUUUGCAGGAUGAUGGAUUUGUUUUUUGAUUGCACAAAUGUCAGGAACACCAAAGAAGGAGACAGAAAACUCAAGCCUUUCCUCGAGCCCUACAGGUCCGUCAAUGAUGUCAGAUUUGACUGGUUGAAAAAUGAAUUCCUCAUGUACCUGAAAUCUUGGAAAGAGUCUGUUGACAAAAGGCCAGGUAAUUUUAGUGAAUCAGACCGUAUGAAAAUGUUCAUAUCAAGGCAAACAUAUGAAGGCUUGCAAAUAACAUGUUACUCUUUAAUAGAGAGUGCGGGAAAAUAACCGACCCGAGCAAGGCUUGAACUCAUGACCCCUGACUUUGUACGUCAAAUGCUCUACCGCUGAGCUAUCGGGUCAUGCUUUCAAGCCAACACCCAAGGCAGAGUCAUUCACCAGCACUGCCUUUUACCAGAUACACUGGUUACUCUUUAGUUGAGUGCAUAAAAUUUCUCUUAUAGAAUGGGCUCCAGUAUGUUUUAACUGAACGAUUCUGUCAAGAUUCCUUGGAGAACUACUUUGGUCACCAAAGGAGUCUUGGCCGACGUAAAGACAACCCAACGUUACGAGACUUUGGUUAUAAUGAUAAUACCAUACGCAAUUUGAAGGAUUUACAGCCAAUUGCAGGAGGAAAUGUACACAGUGCUUUUCAUGAAGAAGUGAUGUCAAUAGAUUCAAUUCCUCUCCCAAGUCGGAAAAAGAAAAAAACAACAAUUUAAACUUUGAAAUGAACAAUGUUAUGUAUCUAUUACUUAAUUUAACAAUACAUAUAACCAGUUAUGUUUAAGGCAUUUUAUUCUUCUUUUUAGUACCACAACUCAGAGAGCAUUAAGGGCUGGGGAUUAUUAUAACACCCCAAUGUUAUACCAAAAUCUCAUCAUCAUCAUCAUCAAAGGCGUAGGCCUAGUGGCCCUUGGCACCUCUCACAAUGGCAGCCCAUUUGAGGCGAUCUUGAGCAUGCCUCAUGGCAGUUGCUAGUGGAAGACCAGUGUCUUUUCUAACCUGGUCUUGCCAUCUCAAAGGUGGUCUACCUCUACCCCUAUUUCCUUGAAAAUCUUGGAUAAAAACAGACUUGAUGUAGUUGUCUCCUGGUCUUCUUGCCAUGUGACCGAACCAUUUGAGCCUUCUCAUUUUGACGAUGUUGCCUAUGUUCUGGACAUUAAGCUUAUCUCUUAUAUAGUUGUUGGAUAGUCUUCGUACCUGGUGACGCCAAGGAUAGCUCUCAAGCAUCGCAUUUCAAAAGUUUCAAGCUUCUGUAGAUCAACAGAAGUAAUAGUUCAGGUUUCUGAGGCAUAAAGUGCAAUGGGGAGAAUGAGUGCAUUAUAAAGGCGGACUUUUAGUUUAUGUGAAAUUGACAGUUGAUUCCAGACCCUAGAUCUCAGCCGGCCGAAUGCAGAGGAUGCCAUACCAAUUCUUCGGUCUAUGUAUGUUGUGGAGCCUGGUAUAUUGCUGCCUAGAAACACAACGUUGUCAACGUGUUCAACAGGGUCUCCAUCGAUACUAAUAACUUUGUUAUCUUCUGGGGAUAUGACUUUACAUUUGGCUGAGUUAAUUUUCAUACCCCACUUCUUGCAUGCCUCUUCAAGUGCUUCCGAAGAUAACAUUAACUUAUCAAAUAUGCAGGGAAAAAGAGUGGUGUCGUCUGCAUACCGUAUAUUAUUGCUUAAAUUGUUGUCAAGAGUAAGUGAAUCGUUGGUGAGGUCCUUAAGUUCUUUCAUGACAAAUUCUAGGAAGAUGUUAAAUGAGAUUGGAGAAAGCAGACACCCUUGCCUCACUCCAACCUUUACUUCAAACCAAUCUGUAAGUUGCCCAUUUAUAAUGACUGCACAUUCAGUGUUGUUAUACAUGUUUUCUAUAAGAUGGACUAUUCUUGGGUCAACUCCUAUUGCUAGCAACAUUUUCCAAAGAGCUUUUCGCCAAAUGGUAUCAAAUACAGCUUUAAAGUCAAUGAAGUGCAGUGGAACUUUAUGCUCUUAAGCCUUUUCUAUCAGCUGCCUGAGAAUGAAUAUGGCAUCAACUGUUCCUCUACCUGGUCUAAAACCGAACUGACUUUCACUCAUAGCUUUUUCCGCUGUCGUUUUAGUUCUGUCAAGUAAUAUGCUGCAGAACACUUUACCUGGAAUAGAAAGAAGGGAUAUGGCGCGGUGAUUUGCUGGGUCUAAUUUAUCCCCCUUUUUGUGGAUUGGUGUGACGAUCAUCCUUGACCAGUCUUUUGGCACUUUUUUCUCUUUCCAGGCAAUAUUGAAAAUUUUAAGGAGCAUGUUGAUCAUUGUUUCCCCUCCUGCCUUAAGAACUUCAGCUGUGAUAUUAUCUACUCCUAGUGCCUUGUGAGUUUUCAUCUUUUGAACUGCUUUUCUAACCUCUUGUAGAGUAAACGUAUCUUGUGGCAUCAACGUCAUUAGGUGCAUCUGGUAAUGAGUCAUAAGCAUCCUCUUCAUGGGGAAACUCUGUGUUUAAGUGAGUUUCAAAUUGUUUCUUCCAGCAGUCAAGUAUAACAUCUGUGUUUGUGUGGAUGUUACCUGUGGUAUCUUUAAUGGCACUUAUGGGUUUUUUCUUUUUACCUUCAAGACGCCUUACAUUUUUAAAUAGAUUAUGUGUGUUGUUUCUUUUGAAAUCUUCUUCCGUGCACUCAACUAGUUGUUCCAAGUUUGCCUUUUUCUGAGAUCUGACAGACUUCUUGACCUGCCUGUUUAGGUCAUUAUAAUGUGUUCUUAGUUGGUUGUUGUCUGGUUUAUUCAGCAUCUCCUUUCUUGCCAGACGUCUUUUGUCACAUAGUUUUACUAUGUCGGCAUCCAGUCCAUCUACGUGCUCUCGUUUUUUAACACCAGUAAUUUCAAGGGUAGUGGUAUUUACUGAGUCUUUGAACGAGCAGUAGAGACUAUCUAUGUCUUCAUAGUCAGAAUCACUAAGCUCACUAAAGCGAUUCUGCAAAGAGAUUUCAAAAUGACUUGUUAAUGUAGAAUCGUUUAUGAGCCUGUCUACAUCAAACCUUUUUACAGUGGUAGGUUUCUUCCUUUUAUGCAGUUGACUUAAGGUGAUGUCAAGGUUUGCAACCAAAAGGAAGUGAUCGGUGUAGACAUCAGCUGAGUGGUAUGCUCUUGUGUUCUUAAGUUUUGGUUUGAGAUCUUCUUUAACUAUGACCUGUUUUUAGUGUUUAACAGCUUAGUGUGUGACAACUUUGCAUCAUCAAUAUCAACCUUAGAUGCAAGUAACAAGACCAAAUAUUGUUUCCUGCUGUCAUCAAGGUUAGACUUCUGGUCUCUUGUAGCCUUGCGGAGUCUUCGAUAAAGGGUUCCACAAACAUAUCCACUUAGGUAAGCCAAAGCAUUUCUUUCCCUGUCUGUUAAGGUUGUCAACUUGGGUUGUAUAAUAUCAGUUGUCUCAAUUUCUAUACCUACAACAUGAGCCAUUAUUUGGCUAACAAGCUCCAUGCCAAGCAGUAAAGUUGGAUGCUUUGAUAUGCCUUUAAACAAUACAUCACAGUUCUUUUUUACUAUGCUGUAAAACUUGGGCAAAAACGUCUCGUGGUCCAGGUUUGUAACCACAUUUUCCAGCACAGUAUACAAAGAGACAGCUUCGUCGAUGGUAAUAUGGUAUCCGAAGAACUCAUUCUGAAUAGUAGCAGGAUAGCACUGAUCAGAUGCCAAAUUUGUGGCACAUUUUUCAACAAAUUUUUUCAAUUGCAAUGGAUGCAGCUUGGCCUUUUUAUCAACUUUGUGGCUUCUGCUCAAGUGUUGCUUCACGCCUCUCGCCGUUUUAAAAACGCUAUCACAUUUUGGGCAUUUAUUGGCAUCUUCGAUAUUUGUUGUUAUCUAGAAUUAAAAAAAUAAUACAAUUAAUUUUAAAAUGUUCGAUUUCGUUUCAAUCCAGGAGGGUAAAUUCUGUUUAGUUGGGUUAGAUUUGGUCGGGCUGAAUACCAAGGCCUUUCCUUAAAUGUAUUACCGACUCCUCUGCCCAGAGGCUCUAGCAAAAUCAGUCUCUCUGUUUUACCUGAAACAUAAUUUGAAGCUAAAUAAUGCUUCUUGCUGAACUUUUGCUUCUUGCUGAGCUGAUAUUAAGGUAUUGCCUUCAAUAGAUAGAUUGAGUUUCGGGGUUAUGGCCUAAACGCAAGCCCCUUGAAUAAGUCAUCAAUUGGUCCGUAUAUUUUGAUUAAUCCAAGCUUCUACUAACCUCUGACAAAACUGAAUCGAUGUGUGAUUGAACAGACUCAUCUUUUUCGAAAAAGUCUUCCUCCAAAAGCUCCAAAAUGAGAUCAAGAUCAUCCCCAUGCACGUAGUCGCCAGUCGUAUCCAUGUUUAUGAAUUGGUAGUAUGCACCUUCGCCACUCUCCAGUGAAAUCGCGCAACAUAAUGUCGGAGAACAAUAGAACACAGGGGUAGAUUCCAGACUAUACUUUUCUUUUGACUAUGAUUUGAUUGUAAAUGAAUAGAAGAACUCCUGUGAGUAACCUCCUGACAAUGUGUCAAAGAGAUAAACGAAUUGGUUGCGGCAAACAUAAAUAUGUUGUUGUCAAGCUUAAAGUAGAUUUCACAAUAAUGAACUGAGCUUUUAGAUUGGCCUGCACAAUAUUGAAAGAAGCCCCACGAGUCACCCAGGAGUAAAUGAAUCAAUUUUUUUGGAAAAUACAAACAGGAGACUUUCUAUUUAAGGCUUCCUAGCGAUAGUCACAGGAGUGCGAGUGUAAUUUUUACCAAAUAUUUUUAGCAGAGCAAGCUUUUUUUUAUCAGGUGACCCCGAUAGGGCGUGCCCAUUAAAUUUGAGAUAGAGGCUAGAAAUCUUUGUGUUAGGGACAAAUUUUCCUAUAAUUCAUUAGAGGCUUCAACACAGUUUUUGUCUUAACCAAGGCUUAUUUUCCCUGAAAUCAUUAGAAGCUUCGACAGAAUGUUUGUGUUUACCAAGGUUAAUUUUACUAUUAUUCAUUGGGGUGUUAACAUAAUUCUUGUUAUCUCUGAGGCUAAUCUAUGUACCCUACCGUAGGGCCACUGGCAAGCCUGCGUAGCGGGCUUCGUAGGGGAGCUAGUUGAUGCUAACAAAGGAAUUUUUCGAAUUGGACAUGUAGUUUCUGAGAUCCCCCAUUUAGGUAGGUAAAAGAUAUUUUCACACGAAUACACUACUGUCUUUAUAUUCAUAGCAGAAUAUUUUCGAAUCAAACAUGUAGUU
Rhopilema esculentum is the source of this 15967-nucleotide messenger RNA. Lineage: Eukaryota; Metazoa; Cnidaria; Scyphozoa; Rhizostomeae; Rhizostomatidae. The record is from RefSeq and is a predicted model, not a curated record.